AGUCACGAGCGCCGCUCCGUGUCGUGUGGUUGUGUCAGGAGAUCGUGUCUGGGGUAUAUAUUGCCCCACGCGAGUAUUCGUGCAACUUUUUUUGGACAAGUUAUAACACCUAAAAUGGCAAGUAAGCGUCUUUCUAACUACCAGAUUCUUGAGUGUAUAUUAGAAGACGACGAAGAAAGCAUCAUAGAUAGUCCCGAUGAAGAUGAGGGAGACGAUGAAGUGAUCCAGAGUGACCACAACUCAGAAUCUGAAGAAAGUGCCAAUGAAACCGAGUUAGAAUGGAGUGAUGACGAUAAUGAACCGCUGAGUAGACACGCAAGUAAAGAUUCUGAUAGCUUUUAUUUAUCAAAAAAGAAAUGCACAAAGUGGGCAAAAGAGCCGCCGCGUACUAGCGUUCGAGUUCGUAGACACAAUAUUAUGAGGGAAACACCAGGACCUAAGGGAGCAGCCAAGGAGAUACAUACAAUGUCAGAAGCAUUCUUUUGUAUGUUUUCAAUGGAUACUGUCAAUUUAGUACUGCAACAGACCAACGAUUACAUAAAAUCGAUACAAGGAAAAUUUCAACGCGAACGUGAUUGCAAAUUCCUAGAAUACGAAGAACUUUUGGCUUACCUAGGUUUGCUUUACAUGUCUGGUGUGCUGCGUUCAUCUCACUUGAACUUCAAAGAUCUGUGGGCUACCGAUGGAACAGGCAUCGAGUUUUUUCAAAACACAAUGUCAUUCAACAGAUUUCUUUUUAUAUCAAGAUGUGUUCGUUUUGAUGACAAAAAUACUAGAUCUGAAAGGCAAAAGACAGACAAACUAGCAGCAGUCAGAGAGUUCACUGAUUUGAUGAAUAAUAAUUUCAUCAAUAAUUACUCUGCAUCUGAAAAUGUCACCCUAGAUGAACAAUUACCUGCCUUUCGAGGAAGAUUUUCUGGUGUUGUUUAUAUGCCCAACAAACCCACGAAGUACGGCAUAAAGCAUUAUGCACUCGUAGACUCGGCAACAUUUUAUUUACUGAAAUUUGAAAUUUAUGCUGGAGUACAACCUGAGGGUCCAUAUCGAAUGCCUAAUGAUACAGUAAGUUUGGUAAAGCGCAUGACAGAACCCAUCUGGGGUACUGGUCGAAACGUUACGAUGGACAACUGGUUCACUAGCGUCCCUCUUACAAAUACGCUUCUAAAAGAUCACCAGCUUACUAUGGUUGGAACUAUUCGCAAGAAUAAGCCGGAAAUUCCAACUUGCUUCCAGCCCAAACGAACACGAGCUGAGCAUUCCAGUCUGUUUGGUUUCCAAGAAGACGUAACACUUUGCUCUUACGUUCCAAAAAAAUCUAAAGCUGUACUGCUGAUUUCGUCAAUGCAUCAUGACAAUAAAAUAGUUGAAAGUGAAAAGAAGAAACCGGAAAUUAUUUUGUACUACAAUCGCACGAAAGGUGGCGUAGAUACCAACGACCAAAUGUGUGCUAACUAUAACGUCGGCAGACGUACAAAGAGAUGGCCUAUGGUUAUAUUUUAUCACCUUCUCAACGUUGCUGGUAUCAAUGCAUAUGUCAUUUAUAAAAAUAAAAUUGACCACGGAAUAUCAAGAAGGGAGUUUUUGAAGCAUCUUGCAGUUGAUUUGGUAAAGGCUCGCCAACAAACUCGAGCAACUAUACCACAACUGCCUAGGGCCGUACAAAAACGGCUAAAAAGAAAUGCUCAAGUUCAGGAUCCUAGCCCCACUUCCAGAGGUGGUCCAUCGACAACUUAUAAAAGGUGCCAUAUCUGUCCAAGGUCGAAGGAUAAAAAAAUAAGAUUUAUGUGUGCCAAAUGCCACCAGCAAGUUUGUCACGACCAUUCCACUAUGAUAUGUGAUAAAUGUAUUGAUUAAAAAGUUCCUAAAUUUAAAGUUUCAUAUCUUUAAAAGUUUUUAAGGAUACUAUUACAAUUUAGAACAAUGUUGCCUCUUUCAAAUUUUUAUAAUAAAAAAAAAGUAUGUCAUUAAAAAUAUGUCAUU
Molecule: messenger RNA, 1980 nt
Organism: Parnassius mnemosyne (clouded apollo)
Lineage: Eukaryota; Metazoa; Arthropoda; Insecta; Lepidoptera; Papilionidae
Source: the annotation of a GenBank genome assembly